This is a messenger RNA of Apis florea (little honeybee), 940 nucleotides long. RefSeq names its product sodium channel protein Nach. Gene Ontology annotation, molecular function: ligand-gated sodium channel activity. The record is from RefSeq and is a predicted model, not a curated record. Gene Ontology annotation, cellular component: plasma membrane. Lineage: Eukaryota; Metazoa; Arthropoda; Insecta; Hymenoptera; Apidae. Gene Ontology annotation, biological process: sodium ion transmembrane transport.
AUGGGACCUCAGAGUGGUCAAGCAACACCAAAACCUUUGGGAUCAGCUGAUUUUGGUCCAGAAAGCGGUUUGAAACUCGUGAUCAAUAAAGAAUUUCAAAGACAGAGUGACGAGGAAGAUUCGUACAAUUCUAUGAAUUUUUCCAUGAAUAAUAAUGGUAUAAUGGUAGUCAUACAUGACAGAAUGGAUUUUCCAGGACUCAGUAGCAAUAUGUACAUGUUACAAGCGAAUCAUGAAUUAAAGAUCGCUAUUAAACCGGAAUUGAUUCAGAAACCAAAAGGACUGCAACAUCGUAACAAAGAGAACCAACUAGUUCCUAUAUGUAUCGCGGAAGAUCAAAAUACUUUGGAAUACUUUUCCAUCUAUGGAUAUUCGAACUGUUAUACGAAUUGUAGAGUGAAGGCCAUGCUUCGGUAUUGUGGAUGCUUACCAUUUAUUUUCAACAACGUAGCUGAAUACAAUAAGAUCAAACAUUGUGAAUUGGAUCGUCUAUACUGUAUUCAGAGAAACAAAAGAAUCAGAAUCGUGAAGAAUUUUCAGAGCGAAAAUGUUUCUUGUUCCUGUAGAACACCGUGCACUUACAUGAACUACGAUGGAUUCCCUAACUCGAUAGCUCUAAUGAAAACCAGUUCCACAAGAAAUGUGUCACAGAAAAGUACUAUUCUUAACGUUUACAUGAAUUCGCAAACUUAUCAAGUUUCAAUAAGCUUAUCAGCUGCUAACGAAACUUAUCUUUUGGCAUCAGUCGGUGGAAUCUUCAGUUUGUUCUUGGUUGUAGCUUUUUAAGUGUCGCAGAAAUCAUUUAUUUCAUAUACUUAUUUUUUCGCGCUAGUUUGAAAUCGAGUCAGAAGAGCCGAAAUCUAAAUACAUCAUAAAUACCGAUUAUUAUAAACAGUAAACGACACGUUUAUUUGAACAGUCAAUAAAUAACGCUAGUAGA